UUUUAAAAACCAGCCAUGGCAGACACUCAGACCUUAACAUCACCAGCAAUGGCUAUCAAAAGCUUCCCAGUGUUCUCUUUCUUCUUGGCGCUGCUCUUCUUCACCUCUUCUGCAAUACCCAACUACAAAUUCCCCCCUAAGGUGCCCCCUCCAAACCCAUUCUGUCCCAGAGACACACUCAAGCUGAGCUCUUGUGCUGAACUACUUGGUGGAAUGGUUAACUUGGUCGUAGGCCCGCCGCCCAAGGGCAAAUGCUGCAGCUUACUAAAAGGCCUGGUGGACUGGGAAGCUGCUGCAUGCCUCUGCACUGCAAUCAAGGCCAAUGUGCUUGGUGCCAAUUUGGAUGUGCCUGUUGCCCUUACCUUGCUGGUUGAUGAGUGCAGGAAGAAGAUCCCUGAUGGAUUCAAGUGUGUCUAGAUGCUAAAUCCCUUUCUGGUUUUCCUGCUAUGUCAACUUUAUGUAUGUCUCUUGUUUCACUCAAAUGGUAGUUUUGUCAAUUUGGGAAGCCCUUUCUGAACUUGGUCUUCAUCAUCUUCAGUCUGUGCAUGCAAGAAGUGGGUGCAGUAUUGGUGUAUGAGUUUUUGUUAUGCAGUUACUGAUGCCUGUCUGCACUUAGGCUUCAUGUUCAGUUUGUGUGUGUAAGAAGUGGAUGCUGUAUUGAUGUAUGAGCUUUUCUUCUGUUAGUUCUGAUGCAUUUCUUUUA
Messenger RNA from Nymphaea colorata (pocket water lily), 703 nucleotides. Its product is annotated as 14 kDa proline-rich protein DC2.15-like. Lineage: Eukaryota; Viridiplantae; Streptophyta; Magnoliopsida; Nymphaeales; Nymphaeaceae. The record is from RefSeq and is a predicted model, not a curated record. The transcript has a single exon. Bases 16 to 417 code for a protein of 133 amino acids.